Molecule: messenger RNA, 566 nt
Organism: Bursaphelenchus okinawaensis
Lineage: Eukaryota; Metazoa; Nematoda; Chromadorea; Rhabditida; Aphelenchoididae
Source: the annotation of a GenBank genome assembly
AUGCCCAAGCAGGACUUUGCCUUCUUCGACUACAUGGGGCCGUUGGUGGCGGCUGUCAUAUUCGCAGUGUGCUUGUUGGUGGUCUCCUUUCUGCUUCUCAACUUCUGUUUUGUCCUCAAGAAUGACGAGCUUACGGUGUUCGAAAGGGUACGGGUUUGAAACGGUUUCGAGGUCAUUAUAACAGUAAUUUUAUAAGUUUUGACUGUUUUAUGCACCUCAAAAGGCUUUUUAAUCAUGUCCAAUAUUUAAUUUUACCUUUUUUGCCAUUUUAAGUAAAAGAAUGUGCAAAGUCCGUAUUUUCACGCCAAAAACAUUUGCGUAAGCAAUACUGUCCUCGCAGCUAUAAUAUUACUCCUUGAGAAUGUUUGUCGUUCUCGACAUAAUUGGCAUUACAAUUACUUUUGCAGUUUGGGAGUAAGCACAAUGUCCGUCUCGGGCCUCAUAGUCUGAGCUCAAUUAAGCGACGCAAGCAGCGACGGCCGACCGAAGACGAGAACUGUCCAAUAGUCGCGAACGUGAAGACAUCCAUCCCCAAGGUGCACGUUGACGCCGCUUCAACGUCGUAG